AUGGGGCGAGCACCAAAGCGAGGCAUUUUAGGAUACCGCGCAGAGAGCGUAAACAUGGCUUCGCGAUCUAACAUACAUUGUUGCGUUCCUCUUUGUAACCAAAAGGGAACUACUGGCCCAAAUGGAGAAAAAGUUGGCUUUUUCAGCUUCCCAAAAGAUCCGUCAUUAAAGAAACUUUGGUUGGCUAAAAUCAGAAGAGAUCCUGGCAAAAAUUUUAACCUUAAUGACAACACAAAAGUAUGUUCUUUGCACUUCGAAAMAAGCGAGAUCAAGAAAGGUUAUGGUGGAAAAAUGUMUUUAACAAGGCGCAAUGRAGUCUUUCCCACGAAAUUUAACUGGAGAACUUCGCCAAGAAAGCGACCGGCUCCUUCUGUGAGGAUGGAUCCUAUUCUGAAUAAACGCGCGAGAAAGAACUUGGACGUCGACUCGACCUAUGUCACUAGUAGCGAUAUCGAAGAAACACCUUCUAGUGGUCUUGAGGACGUUCCGCCACUUGAAACGCACAAAACAACAGAGUCUUAUAAUGAAGAAAUUGCCCAAUUAAAGCUACAACUUGAAGAACAAAAGAAGCAAAUAGCYRCKUUGUGUAAGGAAAGAGACGAUACUUUAGGUGAAGUCAAGCGUUUACUACAACAAUACGCCGAACUCAAUGACAAAUAUGCUAAGCUGAAGCCACGCGUGUUUUGUCUCGAAAAUAUAUCCGAUGAUCAAUCAAUCUGUUUCUAUACGGGAUUCCCUAAUAUACAAACAUUUCAAGCUACAUUUAAGUACUUAAACUCAGGAGAGAAUGGCGAAAAUAUCCGAUAUUGGUCGUCAAAAGAUCAAGGUGUUGGUAACCCUGAGAACGCGGUUCWGCGCAACAAGCGUGGUCGUCCAAGAAGUCUCACACAACAAGAAGAAUUUCUUUUGGCGUUGUGUCGACUGCRYCAAGGAAUGCCAGUAAAGCAUCUAGGAUUCCUUUUUGGCAUUUCAGAAACUACCGUAAGUCGCAUAUUCAUUUCCUGGAUUAAUUUCAUGUAUCUGCGUUUUGGUGYUAUAAACAUUUGGCCCUCUAGAGAWGAUGUCGAUGMAUCAAUGCCCGAGGACUUUAAGGAUAAAUAUCCUAACACUAGAGUUAUCAUCGACUGCACCGAAAUAAAGUGUCAGAUGCCAAGUAGUUUACUGUUUUAA
Molecule: messenger RNA, 1170 nt
Organism: Exaiptasia diaphana
Lineage: Eukaryota; Metazoa; Cnidaria; Anthozoa; Actiniaria; Aiptasiidae
Exons: 1
Coding region: 1-1170 (389 amino acids)
Source: RefSeq, a predicted model, not a curated record